This is a messenger RNA of Danaus plexippus (monarch butterfly), 2851 nucleotides long. RefSeq lists its product as uncharacterized. The record is from RefSeq and is a predicted model, not a curated record. Gene Ontology annotation, biological process: meiosis I. Bases 14 to 2851 code for a protein of 945 amino acids. Lineage: Eukaryota; Metazoa; Arthropoda; Insecta; Lepidoptera; Nymphalidae. The transcript is spliced from 14 exons.
GUUAUUUCAGACCAUGUAUAGUUUAGUCAAUUCUAACUUCAGUCGGUUAUAUAAUCCUGGCGGGAAACAAAAUGCCUUAUGUGAUAUUAAAAGAUUAUUAACAUCCAGGGAUCCGAAUGCCCAAAGUAAAGCAUGUGGCUACCUUUUAGAAGUAAUUAAUAGAUAUGACGUUAACAGUUCCGAGAGAAGACGGAUGAUCAAUUAUUUACUAGAUAAUGAUAUUACUGUGUUUUUGUGUGAAGCAACUUCGAAUUUAGACUAUUCUCUCUUUCGGUCAGUUUCUGAUUGCAUACGUCUUAUUUGGCGGGAAAAACGAUUCUUCGUUGAGGAGCAUGCAGCAAUCUCAUUGGCGGCCGUUGUCCGUGCUUUAACACAUUACACAGCCAUCGACGCGUUCAGAGCUAUUGACACUUGCUUACACUUUACAUGCGACUUAUUAAAUGGAAUUAAAUUUCACGAGACAACUUCACCGCUUUCCUAUCAAAGCGCUUACAGUGCCGAACAACUUUUAUUUAGUUUUAUGAACCUAUCAAGUCGAAUCUGUAAUAAAGAAGGCACUGUUCUGUGCAGUGCUUUAGUACUACAUGCCCUUAUAUCGUAUCAACCAGAGAACUUAGACCUAAGAGGAAAUGUUAUUAGUUCGUUAGUAGAAAUCUUAGAAAAAUGGUUUGAUUUACUAUUUGGAGUUUUAAAUCAUACUGUUCUAGUAGGGGACAGCGGAAGUCUAGGCAUGCUUUUUGUAACAUCUUGCCAACUAGGAAUAGAUUCUUUAAAGCUCAUAACUGUUCUGGAAAAAGGUAAGGAGCCUUCGAAAUUAGUACAAAAAAUAUUAAUCGAUCAGCAGGAAAUUAAUUUGAGAGAACAAUGUUCUUUAAAAAUUAAAAGUUGCGUUCAGAAACAUAUAAACGAUAUCGUAAAUUUCGUGAAGGAAUAUCAAGAAAUCACAACUAGUGAGGAGUACAGCAUAUUUUUAAAGUUUCUUUUAAUUUUUAUGAACAAGAACGCUAAAACAGAUGUAUUAUAUGACCUCUGUGACAGUUUACUUUCAAAAGGAUAUUUAGCGAUGUUGCCACAAGCACAGAUUAAAAGAAACGACGUAACUGUACGAAAAAUAAGUACCCUCGUUUUGGGUGAAAUUCUGAAAGUUUUAGCCGAAAAAUAUUUAUACGUAAAAGACAAUAGUAGUACCGUGGCGUGUGUUAACGAUAUUAACUUAGGUUUAGUUGAAUUACAAUACGGAGUGGAAAAACCUCAAGACAUAGGGAGACAGCUUCAGAAAAAUCAACCUUACAGUCUAUUGAUAUAUAUAUAUUUCUACUGUCAAUCAUCUGACAAUACGAGCGUCGUAACGGCGCCACUUCUGCCGUAUCUUAUCGAACACAUACUAAGGAAUCCGCUCAAUUCAAAACCACCGGGUUAUAUUAUAAAGGCUCUGUGGCUUGUUUUCGCUAUGUCAACAUUAUCAAACGGGUCAUUAGAUUCUCUCGACCAAAGGGUGUAUCUAGAGAAGGCUACGGAGCGCCUUUUGUCAUUCUUACAUCCAGAACCCAUGAUAUAUUACACACACAACCCAGCUAUAUUGUUUUGGACUUUCACGUCUUUGAGAAUACAUAAUAAUUUUAAAUUAGUUGUCUUGUCUGAAUGGUUUAGAACAGAGAGUUCCUUACCCGAGGAUAUAGCUAAGGAAAGAUUAGUUUGGGAAUUAGUUCUGAACGUGAUAAUUCAAAGUAAGGACAGGACGAUAUCGGCGAACUGCAUGGAGGCGCUGAACAUCAUUAUAGAAGACGGAAGUGAUGCUGACAAAGAAGAAUUUGCAUCUCUAACCUGGGGAUUACUCCCGGAGGUUUUAUCGAAAGCCCUGAUAGAUUCCCAUGAUGCACUACUAGACACAAACAUCACGUAUAUCCUCGACAUUGCUACGUCACAUCCGCCAACUCAGAUCGAACAGUCGAUAUGUAUAAAAGUGGCCGUUUUCAUCACGACUCUCUUCACUAAGUCAAUAACAGAUAUAGAUUUUAAGGCUAGAUAUGAUUAUGAGUACGUCUGUUUGAAACUGUGCUUGAUACUGCUGGGAAUGUCCAAGGAGGAGAGCGAUAAUAAAGUAUCACUAACAUAUAUAAAUCGCGAGGGAUUUCUAUCGUGCGUUUUAUCUUCUAUCGGAAGCUCCGAUGAUGGCGUCUCAUACGCGGCUGUAGAACUACUGACUUACAUAGUAUACAACUUUACUAAGAAUAACUACCAACCGACGUCAGUUCUAGAAAUACAAACAGAUGUUAUAAUAAACUACCUGCGUCAAGAUUGUGAUAACGAGCGUUCGACGUCUUUAUUACAAUUAAUUUAUAUGAUAUUCAACUCUGGUGGCAAUACGCCAUUGGUUCUGAAUUAUAAUUUCUAUACGAAUCCUUCGGAAAAUCUUAGUUACAACGGUUUGAGAGCUUUAAUGUUUAGAGUUCAAAUGAUGCUCUGCAGUAGGGACUCUAAAAACCAAUCACCAACCGGAUGGAAAACUCUUAGCUCAAUUUUCAAAUAUGCUAUCUCAUAUAAAAACGAUCCCAAACUAGUGGCAACCCUAACAUCUCAGCCGUGGACACACACGCUCAUAAGAUUCCAACUAACACAGAACAUAACACAAGAAUUCCUAACAUUCACAAAAAACUGGUUGACACUACUCAAAAUAACGAUAAAGAAAAAUAGAGACGUUACCAAAUAUUAUAUAUCUAAACAUAGCCUUAUUUAUCGAACUUUAACCCUGUUGAAGAAUAACUUGAACGGCGAUGAUUUAAAGGAAUCUAAAAAGGAGGUUUUAGUUAUUGUUAAUGACAUUAAAGAGUGCGGUCGAGGUAGAGAUUAA